AAUUGCCCCGUUUCCCCCCAAAUCGAGCCGAAGGCUUCCGCCCUUUUACUCUGAGCUUGCUCUCCCUCGAUUUCCUUCUCCGUUUCGAUUCCAGAUGGGCGACUUCUCGGCUCCUUCCUUCUCUCUCGGCCUCGAUCUUGACCUUGCUGAUCUCCCCACCGAAGGUGAGGAAGAGGAGGAAGAACAAGAGCGAUCUCCUCUCCCUAAUCCAUUGUCCGGAAUAGAAUCUCCUAACUUGGAGCUCUUCCGAGAUCAACGGUUGGAAGAGCGAGAAGCGAUUGGUCCUGGAAUUGCGUUAGAUCCGGAGCCCAUCUGGGGAACCCCUCUGCCGGCUCUCAAGCGACUGCGGCGAGGCCCGCCUCCUCCUCGCUGUCGUAGCAAUUCGCUGGUUGCUCAUUCUUCUUUAGAUGAUGGUGGCGGUGAACUGAGAGAUGAUUCGAUACUGUUAGACGAUGACAUCGAGGAGUUCUCAUCCCCAGAAAAUAAUCCGAGUCGAGAUAAGUCUUCUUCAGUACGAAACCACAUUGCUGGCAGCUUUUCAAAGUUUUCACUGCAAAAUCAUGGAGUCCUUACAGGUCAAUCUACAACCAAGUUGAUGGUGCCAAAAAUCUCACGACCAUUUGAUGUCUUACCUUCAGCAGUUUCCCAUGAAAUCUGCAAUAAGAAAGUGUUUCAGAAUUUGAGUACUCCCAUACGAAAAAUACACCUAUUGAGUUCAGAUUCAGAUGACUCAGCCAGUGAGGACAAAUACAAGUACAAAAAUAAAGUUGAUGCAUCUAAAUUGAGGCAUCAAAACCUAAUUUCAGAGAAUGAACAGCAGAGAAGUUUGAAAUACAGAAAACAUCUGGAGGAUAGUUUUUGGAAAGAUUUUAAUCCUGUAAAUAACAUAAACUUAGCCACGCCUGCUCUGGAUGAGUUCUGUGAAGAGUAUUUCAAAUCAAAGAAGGAUCCAAGACCAGGACAGCACAGAGAAGAGGAUUUGACUUUUUGUAGUUCAAGAGUAAGUGGUACAAAAGCAUUAGCUGAUGAAAUUGAAGGUUCCCAUCAGCAGAUAAGCAUCUCCAGAAACACUAAGCCACAAUGCAACUUGACCAAUCCAGAACCUCCUGCUUUUCAGUAUUUCUACCAUGAUGAUAUGAGGAUUCAGACGUUAGUGAAAAGACGGUUAUGUUACUUUGUUCCUCUUGGUGCAGAACUGCAUGGAGCAGAGAAACAACCUGGGACUGAAAAUCUAAAUUACAUGAGUCAAUUCAGCACCACGGAUGUUCGAAGUCGAGCCUGUAAAACCAACAAGCAGGGUCUUAAUAGAAGUUUUAGGAAGGGGAAAAGGCCAAAGGAUGCUAGUCCGAAGAAGUCGUCAGAUGCUACUGGAGAUUGGAUGACUCCCAAGAAUUGCACUGCUAUUCCGAAAGAUGCUGGAAAAAGGCGAGUCCAUGCAUCAGGUCAUCAAUCUGGUCACUGGUUUACUGAUCAAAAUGGAAGAAAGGCUUAUGUAACUAAAAACGGACAGGAGCUGACAGGUCGAGUUGCCUAUAGACAGUAUAAGAAGGAUAGUGGUGGAUUCAGGAAGCCGAGGAAGAAAUCUGCUGCCAAGAAGAAAACGAAAUAACGAGCGUUUGCUGGAGUCUGCAUGUUUCCUUCACAGUAAGAAAGCAGUUCAUGUUUUGGUCAAUUUUAGAUUACAGUAUUUGGCCUUUUGGCUUGUGUUAAUGUCAUGUGGUAACAUCUUAAAACUUCUGUACAGUAAAUUCAUGCUCUUUUAGAAACCUCCCAGACUAUGUAGAUAUUUCUGAUUACUUACUGCUACAGCUACCGCAUCUUCUCUGUUGCA
This is a messenger RNA of Musa acuminata AAA Group (dessert banana), 1831 nucleotides long. RefSeq lists its product as uncharacterized. The record is from RefSeq and is a predicted model, not a curated record. The transcript is spliced from 5 exons. The coding region runs from base 95 to 1609 and encodes 504 amino acids. NCBI's taxonomy places the organism in Eukaryota, Viridiplantae, Streptophyta, Magnoliopsida, Zingiberales, Musaceae.